GAAAAUCGCGAGGGUUGCCCGAGAGGCGAGGUCCUCUCGGAAAAAUGUUGGUGUGGUAGCUAAUUCGAGCAUUUGUACAGCAGCGGACAGUCCUAACAAAACUAAAUGUGGUUUAUAUUGCAUGCUCCAUACGUUGAAGAUAUACACCAAAAUACGCCGAAGACCAAGCCAAUCAGUUGUUUUAGAGACCGCUGUUUUAGGAGGUUCGUGCUGACUGCUAUGUUUACAUUUUCGCGUGAGGGCCCCCCAGCUAGCUCUCUAGGUAGCAAUGCACAUUCACUGCAUGUUGUGUUGGACUUGAUCGUCUGUAAGCAAAUGACAACAACAUUAAAAACAGUAUAACGUGCAUGUAUAUACGUUUAUAGAGUUAUCUAUGUGACACAAGACAUGUUGAACUCGCACGUCCUAUCCCCGUGUCUUCAUCUCGAGUCGUGUAACGUUACUGUAGCUACAUUUAAAAAAAUAUUUAUUUAUUUAACCAGGCAAGUCAGUUAAGAACAUAUUCUUAUUUUCAAUGACGGCCUGGGAACAGUGGGUUAACUGCCUGUUCAGGGGCAGAACGACAGAUUUGUACCUUGUCAGCUCGGGGGUUUGAACUCGCAACCUUCCGGUUACUAGUCCAACGCUCUAACCACUAGGCUCUAGCCGCCCCGACAUCGACAUAAAUCCGGAUAUAUCCGUUUUUAUUCAAGUUAAAUAACUAAGGUAUUUGAGGUAUAAAUGUUAUGUUGAUGACAAAGUGUUAACAAAAGCAUCGCAUUAAAGCUGCACCUUCUGCAAGACCUCUGACCACUCCCGAAUCAGCAUCGUUUCUUUGGUUUGAAAACAAUCACAGCAGUAUUUUCUUCAGUUUAAAGUUAGAAUCUUUACCUUUUUUACGUGGUCAAAUAUGCCCAAAAAAAUCCUGAUCUUGAAUACAACGUUAGUCUACUAUACUGUAACUUUACUGUUGUCCUGUUUAACCUCCUGAUGUGUACAUGAUUCGUCAUGAUUGACAGCUGAGCUUCCAACUCUGGAACCUGGGUGACUUCACACAAACCUGAGCCAGGGAGAUUAAAGAUGUCGGAGAAGGUGCAGAACACCUUCAGGUUGCAGCUGUCCUCCGUCAUGGACUCCCUGCUCACUGCAGCCGUGGGUGAGAUCUCCAAGAUCUUUGAGGGCAGUCUGAGUGAGCAGCAGGCAGAGCUAAAGCAGAGUGUAGAGGAGAUCUCAGCAUUGAAGGGGAAGCUGAGGCUGGCAGAGAUGAGGUUGAAGGAGGGUGGGAAAAUAAAGGUGUUGGAUGGUACGGCUGCCAACACCUCUGGGCAAACAGUCACUGACGUGACGACAAUUGCUGAUAUAGAAGAAGUACCCGAUUGGUGCGAGCCCCUUCAGUCAGAAGAUUCUUUAAUUCCACCCUCGAAGAUCAAAAAGGAAAAUGAGUGGCCAUGGGUGGACCUGCGAACACUGAGUGUGUCUCUAUGGCGCAUCCCUAACAUCAAACAAGAGGCUGAAGAUUUUGAUAACCACUUGCUGACAGCCCUAGCUAGGAGUCCUCCAAGAAAAGGGUCUCCAGGGUCGGCUGCGGAGCGGUUGUUAAACAGACGGUUAAAAGACAUACCUGAACUGAGCGCGGCCUGGUCAGGGUAUGGUUGUGGCUCAGUAGGGCGGGGGCUGAGGAAGACCCAUGGUAGUCUGUUGUGCACAUUCAAACAAGAAAAUCCGGAACCCCAGAGCAGCGUCUUAUUAGAUAAGAAUGUCUUGAGGCACAGCACAAGACAUGGAAAAGAUUGUGACUUACAAAGCAAACACAGAGAGGGGACACAUGGGAUAACGAGUGACAUAGUGAAAAAAAAGGUAGGAAGGAGAAGAAAGCAUUUAAAAAUGGAACCUACUGUAGAGGAAGAAGUAACAACCAGUGGAACUGACAAGAGUUUCUGCUGCAAAUACUGUGGGAAGGGCUUUCACAGAGAGUUUGGUCUUUCUGUGCACAUGAGGUCUCAUAACAAGGGGACAUACAAAUGUCCUAAGUGUCCCAAAAAGUUUCCGUAUGCAAGUGCACUCCGUGUGCACACAUUGAACAGCCACGGCAAAACAGAAAAGAACAAACCUUGCUCUAAUGUCAAAGAAAAGUUGAACUCUAUCAACCACAAAGUGAAAUCCCUCUCCCUCAGCAGAACAAAGCCUACUUCCCCCAACAACAAACCUCUCUCUUCCAGCAAGGCCAAACCUCUACCCCCCAAAGACAAACCUACCUCCCCCAACAACAAAGCUGGCUCCCCUAAAGGCAGCACACAUCCUUGUCACGUUUGCCAUAAGGAGUACACUUCUGCAAAAUCCCUGCAGGACCACGAACACAUUCACACAGGUGAAAGACCGUACCCUUGUAACCAGUGUGGGCAGAGGUUCCGUGUAAAGCAGUUCCUGAUAUUACAUUUGCGUAAAGCCCAUGCGGAUGUGUACGGGGGUGAGGAGAGCAGCAGAUACUUCUCCUGGACUGCACCAGUGGAGGAUCCCAUUGCUAACAGUGCUGAGCAGCAACCUGCCAUUAAGUCAAAGAGCAAAGACGAUCGACGUGCAAAGGAAAACAGCAAACGGAAGCAAAUGCCAGAAACAGACGGCCUGUUUCAAUGCACAGUGUGUAAAAAGCUGCUAAGUUCACAGAUGAGCCUCGUUCAACACUUCCGCAUCCACACAGGUGAGAAACCGCUCAGCUGCGAAGAGUGCGGCAAGAAAUUCCGCUGUCACCCCAUCUUGAUCAGCCACAGGAAGUCCGCCCACCCCGGGAAGAAGUACCAAUGCCUCAGGUGUGUUCAGCAAUUUGAGACCAUGGCUGAACGUAAGAGACAUCUGCUACAAGUCCACCAAUUCAAGAAACCCAACCCGCGGUCCCGCUGUCCUCGCUGUAACAGGACUUUCCACAACAGUAACUCCCUGAGGAUCCACUAUGAAACUGUCCAUGCCUGAGUCUGUCCACACAUGGCUCGGCCUAGUCAAGUUGGAGUGUUCAGCAGGACCAGGAUCAAUUGCAUUCAGAAAGUCAGAUUGUUACGUCCAUUUGAAGUUACAUUUGUGAUUUGAAAAGUGCUGUUUAUUUUCAAUUAGUCUUUUUUGUCAUCAUUGACUGGCUGAGUGAAAAGCGAAUUGACCCCAACCCUGGUGGCCAAUGAAUUAACAUGAUGCUGAGAGAGGACUCUAAAAGUGCAAAAACGUGUGAUUUGGUGGUCAAUGUUUGUGAUAUGGUGAUCAAUAUGGGUAUCACUGAUCAAACUGUGAUAUGUGGUUGCAGGAUCACAUUUUUUUAAAGUCAGUGCCGGACCAGUUUAUGGCAUUUUUGAUUUCAACGUCUUGGAGCCAUGUUUUAUGUUUUUAGUUUCAUGUAAACACGUCUCUAUCAUUUCUAUGUUAUGACAAAUGUAACAUGUUAUUUGUACUGUACAUUCUCUAUGUUGUCAAGCAAAGCACAGGGAAUAUACUUUUGCUCCAUCAGUUUUUUUUUUUUUUUUUACAUGAAUAAAAUGUAUUUACUGGA
Molecule: messenger RNA, 3511 nt
Organism: Oncorhynchus gorbuscha (pink salmon)
Lineage: Eukaryota; Metazoa; Chordata; Actinopteri; Salmoniformes; Salmonidae
Product: zinc finger protein 883-like
Exons: 4
Coding region: 1060-2946 (628 amino acids)
Cellular component (GO): nucleus
Source: RefSeq, a predicted model, not a curated record